UCUUAGUACCUAUAUGCUGCUUAAAAGAUUAUGCAUGGGUAGUCUCUAUAUCUCAUGUUUUCUGUCAUUCAAUUCACGAGGAGUAAUGGUUCUAAUAUAAAUAAGUAUUUUUUAGUUUUAAUCGCUUCCAAUGUCAAUUUAACUUCUCGGUGUUAUUCAAAAUUUAAAUGAAUUGAUUUUAAUACUUGAUUUUUGACACACUUAAUGAGCAGAGAAACCAGAUAAUAUGUCAUUCAUUAAGUCGUCUCCAGUGACACAUAUUAUAAUCGCACUAGUGUUUUUAGUAUCAGGUCUUACUGUCAACUUGUUACAGUUAUUAUUUUUUAUAGUCUUGUGGCCACUACACAAAGAGCUUUUCAGAAAAAUUAACUACUAUUUUUCAUACAUUAUUUACUCAGAACUCGUUUUCCUAUCCGAUUGGUGGGCUGGUGUGCAAUAUUACUUUUAUGUGGACAAAGAUGAUUACAAUAAUUACUUUGGCAAAGAACACGCGAUAUUCAUUAUUAACCACAAGUAUGAAAUUGACUGGCUAACUGCUUGGGUCGUUAACGAUCGAAUCGGUGGUAUUCUCGGGAACUGCAAAGCAUUCGCGAAAAAUAGUCUCAAGUACAUGCCCGUAAUUGGUUGGGCUUGGUGGUUUGGCGAAUUUUUAUUCCUUCAGAGAGACUUGGUAAAAGACAAGUACACAAUAGAAACUAAGCUUAAAACAUUGUUCGAAUAUGAAAACCCAGUCACGAUGUUACUAUAUGCAGAAGGUACCAGAUUUACAAAAGAAAAACAAGAAGCCAGCAUUAAGUUCGCCAGAACAAAAGGACUACCGGAGUUAAAAGAACACUUGUUGCCGAGGACUAAAGGUUUUAGCAUUGGAUUACCUCAUUUUAGACACAAUUUGCCAGCCGUCUAUAAUGUUCAAAUUGCUUUUAGAAGAGAAGAAAAACCAUCGUUGAGAGCAUUAUUAAAUGGUCAACGGUUAGAAGCGCAUGUAUACAUAGAAAGAAUACCUAUUGAACAAGUUCCAGAAAACGACAAAGAAUGUGACAAAUGGAUGUACGAAUUGUACGAGAAAAAAGAUAAAAUGAUGGUCAGCUUCUUUAACACAGGAGAUUGGUUUAAAGAAAGUGGCGUAAAGCCACUGGAGAAAUUUGUUCCACCAUUACGUUAUUAUAGUCUUAUAAAUAUAAUAUUAUGGUCAAUCUUAAUUUUGGUACCAUUUUUCUACUUUACAUUUAACGUAUUGAUUUCGGGAAAUUUACUUCAUAUAUUAAUGUUGAUGGUACCACUUGGUUUACUUUAUGUAAUCUUGUCCAAAUUGAUGAGCGUUUCUGAAAUAGGCAAGACGUCAUCAGAAUACGGUACAGACAAAAAAAAAACAAAAUAACUACAAAUUAAUGAAAUAAAAAAAAAUGUUAAAAUUAGUUUUGAAACUAUAAGUUUCAAGUUAAAAAUGUUAAUUUAAAUCAUAAGUCAUAGUUAUUGUCAUAUAGCUAUACUAUAGCAAGAUAUUCUAAUAUGUGUUUUAAUUAUUUUGACAUUAACUAUUAAAAUUUUAAUUUAUUUUUUUUAAAUAUAUUAUAAUUUAUAGGCAUCUACUAAUCAAUAAUUUAAAUGCGUAUAAUUAUUCAAUACACAAUAUUAUAGUUUACAUUCAUAAUAAAACUUUUGAGUGAAAU
Messenger RNA from Aphis gossypii (cotton aphid), 1670 nucleotides. Its product is annotated as 1-acyl-sn-glycerol-3-phosphate acyltransferase delta-like. Gene Ontology annotation, cellular component: endomembrane system. NCBI's taxonomy places the organism in Eukaryota, Metazoa, Arthropoda, Insecta, Hemiptera, Aphididae. Gene Ontology annotation, molecular function: 1-acylglycerol-3-phosphate O-acyltransferase activity. The transcript is spliced from 7 exons. The record is from RefSeq and is a predicted model, not a curated record. Bases 227 to 1378 code for a protein of 383 amino acids.